AUGCGAGCAGUGGCAGCAAUCAUUGGCGUUGCUCAGCACAAUGCGGCAGGUGAGGUUGAAGCGCGAGCUCUCAGCUACAGCGCUGGUAUCAGCGCGUGCGAAAAAGGAGGGCAGUGGCAGCGAGCUCUGGCUUUACUCAACGAGAUGUCGGAUGAGAUCUUGAUGUCUAACGACAUCAGCUGCAGCGCUGGGAUCAGCGCGUGUGGGAAUUGUGGGCAGUGGCAGCGGGCACUGCUACUGCUCCGCCAGAUGUUGGAGGCGAAGGUGGAGCAAAGUGUUAUCAGCUGCACCGCUGCAAUCAGCGCGUGCGGUAACGGCCUUCAGUGGCAGCGGGCUCUGGCUUUGCUCGACGACAUGUUGGGGGCGACGUUGGAGGCCAACGACAUCAGCUACCGCGCUGGUGUCAACGCGUGCGAGAAAGGCGGGCAGUGGCAGCAGGCGCUGUGGCUGCUUGGCGAAUCGUGGAAAGCAGUGCUUGCUCCAGCAGUCAUCUCUUACAGUGGCUCCAUCUGCGCAUGUGAGCAGGGUGGUGAGUGGCAACAGGCGUUGUCACUGGUAGGCGAUCUUUGGGGAGCGAAGCUGUUAUUUGUCACACCACACUGCGAAUCUGCCGCGGCCUUGCCGUGCGAAGAGACGCGGAGCGGGAGUAGCUUUCUUCGUUCCGAAAGGUUUAGUUCGUCGGCGCGAGGGGUCAACGCUCUCAGCACGCGCCGGAAAGGCAAUUCAUUUACCUGUGGCAUUGGGUGUUGGCGCUCAGUGCAAGGACGACGGGCAGUGAGCCAAGCGCGAGAAGGUCGUCGCCAACGCGGAUGA
Molecule: messenger RNA, 813 nt
Organism: Prorocentrum cordatum
Lineage: Eukaryota; Dinophyceae; Prorocentrales; Prorocentraceae
Source: the annotation of a GenBank genome assembly